Molecule: messenger RNA, 154 nt
Organism: Acaulospora morrowiae
Lineage: Eukaryota; Fungi; Glomeromycota; Glomeromycetes; Diversisporales; Acaulosporaceae
Source: the annotation of a GenBank genome assembly
UGAAACCACUUCUGAUGGAGAAUUUGAAAAUGAGAAAUUGGAUGAGCAAUUAUUUGUUUUCAGUGAAUUGGAGGAUGAUAAACAAUUUGAAUAUACAUAUGAUCCUGUGGAAAAUUGUAUGUCACUAAAUUCUGAUGAAAAGGAAAAUGAUUAG